GAUCGUGCCGCUCCUCGCCGCCACCGCGAGCUACAGCACACGAGCUCGCGUCGGAAGGGGGGAUCUGCCAUGGUUGAGGUCCGGUUCCUGCUGCUGGAGACGGCGAUGGGCUUUGCCAUCUUCGACCGAAAGGAGUCGGACGAGAUUGGCGCCGAGCUGGCGGACGCACAGAAGGCGACGCCCGACUUUUCUCGCUUCUCCAAGAUUUGCGCGCUCCGCGGCUUUAUGCCGUUUACGUCGGCAGAGGACGCCCUCGAAAAUAUCAACGACUUGGGGGAGGGUGUGCUCUCCCCGGUGCUGCGGACGGCGGUGGAGACGAAUGUGCCCGCCGCCAAGGCGGGCAAGAAGGCCAAGGCGGCCCUCGGCGUCGGCGAGGAGAAGAUCGGCAAGGCCAUCCAGGAGGAGCUCGGCACGCCGGUCGUGUGCAACGACCUCACGCGCGAGCUGCUGCGGGGCUGCCGGGUGCACAUCUCGACCUUCCUGUCCGGGCUGCGGACGGGCGACGUGGAGCGCGCGCAGCUGGGCCUCGCCCACUCCUACUCGCGCUGCAAGGUCAAGUUUGAUGUCAACCGCGCCGACAAGCACAUCAUCCAGUCGAUAGCGAUCCUCGACACGCUCGACAAGGACAUCAACACCUUCGCGAUGCGCGUGCGCGAGUGGUACUCGUGGCACUUCCCGGAGCUGCUCAAGAUCGUGUCCGAUAACUACAUGUACGCCGCGCUCGUCACACUCAUCCGGCGGCGCGACUCGCUCUCGACGGAGCGGCUGCCGGAGCUCGAGCGCGUCGUGAUGGACGCCGACAAGGCAAAGGCGGUGCUCGACGCGUCAAAGCACUCGAUGGGGAUGGACAUCUCGGACAUCGACCUGCUCAACAUCGAGACCUUUGCGCAGCGCGUGAUGAAGCUCGCGGAAUACCGCCGCUCCCUGCAGGAGUACCUGCACAACAAGAUGAAUGCCGUCGCGCCAAACCUGCAAGCCCUGAUCGGCGACCAGGUCGGCGCGCGGCUCAUCUCGCACGCGGGCUCGCUGACCAACCUGUCAAAGUACCCCGCAUCGACUGUGCAGAUCCUGGGCGCCGAGAAGGCGCUCUUCCGCGCGCUCAAGACGAAGGGCAACACGCCCAAGUACGGGCUCAUCUUCCACUCCUCCUUCAUCGGCCGCGCCGCCGCAAAGAACAAGGGCCGCAUCUCGCGCUACCUCGCAAACAAGUGCUCCAUCGCGUGCCGGAUCGACAACUUUUCGGACGAGCCGACCUCCAAGUUCGGGGACAAGCUCAAGGAGCAGGUGGAGCAGCGGCUGCGCUUCUACGACUCUGGCGAGGCGCCCAAGAAGAACGUCGACGCGAUGAGGGAGGUGCUGGACGAGCUGCGGGCCGAGGCAGGCGGAAAGCCCGACAAGGAGGGCAAGAAGGAGAAGAAGAAGAAGAAGCGCGAGGCGGCCGACGAGGCCGCGGCCGAGGAGCCGAAGAAGAAGAAAAAGAAGAAGAAGGACAAGGACUGAGCGGGAGUGUCGGGCAGUGUGUGGCGCAGCGCGGAGCCGGAAAAUGAUCACGGCGCGCCUGGGGACGCGUUAUGUCGGGGAGUCAGUAUGAGAGUUCUGUGCGCAUGUUCUUCUGUACGUUGUCAUUACCAUACGCCAGUAAUAAGAAUCGGUACGGAAAAGAGCGAGUGGGAGGAACACAAGCAUUUCGGAGACGGACCAUUUGGGCCUCUGCGCUCUGGCUCUGCGCUCUGGGUCUGGCGGCCUCUGGCAGUGGCACCUCUGCGCACUGCGGCCGGCGCGCGGGGCGGCGCAAUCGCGCUGGCGCGCGCCCCCCGGCGCGCGCGCAGCGGAGGAUGGGCAAAGGGGUUGGCCGAUGACUCCUCAGAGGAGCAGUCCUGUCUACUCGUUCAUCCACAGAGGCGUGCGGAAGCCCGCUCCGGCGUAUGGCGCCGAGGCGCCCAGCUCCUCCUCGAUGCGCAGCAGCUGGUUGUACUUUGCGAGCCGCUCCGAGCGGCAAGGCGCGCCCGUCUUGAUUUGGCCGGUGCAGAGGCCGACGGCGAGGUCGGCGAUGUAGGUGUCCUCCGUCUCGCCGGAGCGGUGGGAGGUCAUCACGCCCCAGCCGGCCGCCUUCGCGUCCUUGACGGCCUGGAUCGCCUCGGUGAUGGAGCCGAUCUGGUUCACCUUGAGCAGCAGCGCGUUGGCCGCGCUGUCCUUGACCGCGCGCGCGAUCUUGGUCGGGUUCGUGACGGUGAGGUCGUCGCCGACGAUCUGCACGUCCUUCCCGUACUUUGCAACCAUCUCGGACCAGUUCUCCCAGUCGUCCU
Emiliania huxleyi CCMP1516 is the source of this 2306-nucleotide messenger RNA. RefSeq lists its product as hypothetical. The coding region runs from base 70 to 1500 and encodes 476 amino acids. Gene Ontology annotation, molecular function: snoRNA binding. The transcript is spliced from 5 exons. The record is from RefSeq and is a predicted model, not a curated record. Gene Ontology annotation, cellular component: box C/D methylation guide snoRNP complex; small-subunit processome. NCBI's taxonomy places the organism in Eukaryota, Haptophyta, Isochrysidales, Noelaerhabdaceae.